Annulohypoxylon truncatum is the source of this 1423-nucleotide messenger RNA. RefSeq lists its product as uncharacterized. The record is from RefSeq and is a predicted model, not a curated record. The transcript has a single exon. The coding region runs from base 516 to 1382 and encodes 288 amino acids. NCBI's taxonomy places the organism in Eukaryota, Fungi, Ascomycota, Sordariomycetes, Xylariales, Hypoxylaceae.
GAAUCAGAUGCAGGUAGCCUUGAAAUGUUAGAGUUGGUAAUAAUUGAGGCAGGCUUCCAUACCUUGAGACAUCAAGCCGUUAUCUGGCCCAUGGCGUUAUUAUGUAAUGGAUCCGAAGCCAUAUUUGAAUGUUCUUCGAGAUAAUUAUUGAACCUCGUAUACUUAACGCUAGCAAUUCACUCUGUGAUUAACUGUAUAGUCGAAGCUGUCGAGUUCAACCAUUUUGUUUUUCACAACACCUUUAGCUCCUAGAAGUUGCACCAGUACGAGCCAUGUAUCUGUCUCGAACCAUGAACGUGAGUAAACACUUAAUUUUUCCAAUAUAGUAUCGCUGACAAACUUGGAAGUUAUUUCAGCGUUCCGUCGGGGUCCCCUUGCUCCCGAAGACUCCCGAUGUGUCUCUUGACGCUACUGGCCUUGUCGCUCUUGCGGAUCUUACCACUAUUCAACUACGGACAGUACUCACAGGCACGGCCGCACUCUUGGACACCUUAGUGCUUUGUCCUGGAAUCCACAUGCAGCAGGACUCAACUAGUCUCAACGGCGGCGAGUAUCCAGCCUGCGGUGCCCUCACGACGGGGUUCGUCUUUCGCAUUGAGAACCCCGCCACCGUGUACUACCUGCAGAAAAUGGGUAGAACUGGCUGCUUAACGACGUUAGCCGUUUCUAAGGCCAACGAAUCCGACGGAUCUGGUCCUUGGUACGCGCGGGCUAUUUCUCUCUUAUUUUCAUCUUCCAAUACGCCGCUUAUUCCAGCGUUGGCAUACGGAGCAGCCGUGCUGUGGAGCAUUGCCGUCAUCCUUCUCAUGGGCUUUUCGCACGACUGGUGGGGUCUCGCAGUUGUCCUGAUGCUCAUGGCUUCCCGACUAUGUAACAUUAUCGUUAUCCGUCGAAGGGCUAAGCCAGACUGGUUCGGUGCGUUGGAGCCUGGGAAAAAGGGCGAUCUUUUGGUCCUGCUCAGUCAAGAUCGCUGGGUCAGGAUCAAGGGAGACGUGGACCACCUCAAAGCCGUAACGUCCGGGCAAUGGCUUCGAGACCAACACAUGAUUAAAAGUUGGGCCACCGCCCUUGCUACCCUUGUAGUAUAUCUCGCUGCCGCCCUGGUGAGCAACGUGACGCAAUUUGGGAAGAUUCUUAUAUUAGCUCUUUUAGGCGGUUCAGUGGGACUGCUCGCGUUGACAAACUCCAUGACAGAAACUCUUAUGAUGCACGGGUAUGUUGUUAAACAUGUUGAAACUAGUCAGAAAUAUGAAAGGCGGUUGCAUCUUGCGGAGCAGCUCAUAAAGGAGACUGGCCGUGACGAUUGGGCGAUUCAAAUGGGUAUGAUCUCAAGGAAGACGAAUUCUGAGGGCACGAUGGAACAAAGGCCUGUCGUGAUGUAGGAAAACAUAACAUUUCAUUUGCAAGCUGAGCAUGUUUUGAA